AUGGCAGCAUUAGAAUCACUAUUAGAACAACAACGUCGUUAUCACGAAGAACGUGAGAGAAUUAUGGAUACAAUGACAAGGGAAAUUUUGAGAAAAAAAGCAACGCAUCGCGAACAAAUUAACUCUGAACAUGUUGUUAAACUUUUAUUAGACCGUUAUACUGACUGUACAUCACAUGUCAGAGACGUGUACGAAGAUAAAGAUGGUACACGAAAAGAAGAAAUCCAGUCAUUGUCAGGUCCAAACGAAUUUGCUGAGUUUUAUUCAAGAUUAAAGACAAUAAAACAGUUUUAUACAAAAAAUCCUACGGAAGAUAUUGCAAUUCCAAUGUCAAUGGAAUAUGAUGAUUUCAUGCGAUCAUUACAAGAAACAGAUGAUGAACCUCUAGCUCUUGUCAAUUUUACAGAUGAAGAAGGUUAUGGACGUUUUCUUGAUUUACAUCAAUGUUACGAAGUUUACCUCAAUAUUAAAGGAAUUGAAAAACUUGAUUAUCUGACAUAUUUACAAACAUUUGAUCGUCUAUAUGACAUACCAAAAGAGCGUAAAUUGCAUGAAUAUAAACAAUAUUUAGAUCAACAUUUAUUUACUUAUUUAUUCGAUUUUUUGAAAAAAAUUAAACCACUGAUCGAUAUUGAUAACGAUUUAGCCAAUGUUAAACAGGAUUUUGAGUUGAAAUAUAAUGAUGGAUUAUUUCCAGGUUGGCCGAAAGAAACUGGUGGUGCUCUAGCAAAAGGUGGAGCAUAUUUAGAUUUAAAUGCAUUUUCAUCUCCAGAAGAACUUGCUUCACUGGGGCUUGAUCGAUUAAAAUCUGCAUUACUAGCACUUGGAAUGAAAUGUGGGGGUACAUUGGAAGAACGUGCAAAACGUUUAUUUGCGGCUAAAGGCAAAUCAUUUGAUGAUAUUGAUCAAUCAUUAUUUAUGAAAGAAACAACUAAAGGAAAACGGGGAACAAAAGAAUCUGAACGUAAUAAAGAAAUAGCCGGUUUAGAAUCACAGAUUUAUCGUUUAGUUGAGUUAUUAAGCGAACAGCGUGCAUCUACCAUUGAAAAUAUUAGACGAAAACAGGCGAGAGCCGGUGAAGAAAAUGAGGAUGAUGAUGAUGCAACAGCGGCGAUCAGUGAUGAUGAAUCAGAUACAGAAGAAGAUGGUCUAGUUUAUAAUCCAAAAAAUUUACCAUUAGGAUGGGAUGGAAAACCUAUUCCCUAUUGGUUAUACAAAUUACAUGGAUUAAAUAUGUAUUAUAAUUGUGAAAUAUGUGGAAAUCAUAAAUAUCGAGGACCAAAAGCAUUUCAAAGACAUUUUGCAGAAUGGCGUCAUGCACAUGGGAUGAGAUGUUUAGGUAUUCCAAACACGGCUCAUUUUGCCAAUAUAGUAUUGAUUGAAGAUGCUAUUGCUCUCUGGAAUAAACUAAAACAUAACAAAGAUGAUGAAAGAUGGAAACCAGAUAUGGAAGUAGGUACAUAUAUUGGAUUAACAUGUUAUGAUAAACGUAUAUUAAUUCGUGGUGAUGAUUUUUUUGAUAUUAAUGCUAUGAUAUUGAAUGCUCUUAAUGAAUUUGAUUUUGAUAAUGUUUAUAAUAUAUAUUGGUGUGCAUUAUUAAUUACAUUAUUACAUGAAAUUUUAAGAUGUCAUAUUACACCUAAUGCAGACAAUAUGCUCCAUUCCCCAGGUUAUUCUUGUCCGGUCCGAACCGGCCGAAAUGAAUUUAAUUUAUGUGUACAAAAUGAUAUUAAAUCAAAUAAACAAAAUAGAAUUGAUAUGCCAUCUAAGCAUAAUUUUCAUGAUAAUAAUGACGAUGAAAAUUGUAUAACAAGAAUAACAAUGGGAAAAUAUUUUCUAUCAGAUCGUGGAAAUACCGUUAUAUCUCAAAAAUAA
Molecule: messenger RNA, 1875 nt
Organism: Didymodactylos carnosus
Lineage: Eukaryota; Metazoa; Rotifera; Eurotatoria; Philodinida; Philodinidae
Source: the annotation of a GenBank genome assembly